AUGCUGAAUGCUUUAAGGUCAGUGACAGCUUCAAAAACGGCGUAUGCCCUCACGUCAAAGAGGUUCCUCUCAGGAUCGACGCGACUGGAAUAUCAAACGCGGUUUGUCAAUCGUUCGCGACCAAACCUUAGCACCGGUCAGCCGUUGUUCGAAACUAGACCAGAGCUUUUGCGACCUGGUGAACUCACGCCGGGGAUUACGGCAUUAGAAUAUUUUGAAAGAAGAGCCAAAUUGGCGGCCCACCUCCCGGCCAAGAGUUGUGCAAUCAUAGCUGGAGCACAGGUAAAAUAUGCAUCGGGCCCAGUUUUCUACCCAUUCCAGCAAAAUAAUGACCUCUUCUAUCUCACAGGGUGGAAUGAACCAGACUCCGUGAUGAUUUUAGAAAAGCCUACCAGCAAUAUCGAAGAUGUUGUUUUCCACCUCAUCGUUCCUCCAAAGGACACAUUUUCUGAACAGUGGGAGGGUGAAAGAACAGGAGCCGAGGGUGCAUGCGAGAUUUUCAAUGCAGAUGAAUCAACCGAUACUCGGCAAUCGUCGAUUUACAUCACAAAGAUCAUCAACAGAAACGAGAACAUAUACUUUGACAAACCACAAGACAAAAUGAAUUCUAGCGCAGAGGCUUUCUUUGGGUCGUUUUUCUCCAUAUCACACUCGCCUGCCUCUGUCGAUACAAUCACAAGUGUCAUCAAAAGCUCCGGAAAGAAACAUGUACGCAAGUUGAAGUCCAUAAUAGCCGAUUUACGUUCCAUCAAAUCGCCUGCCGAAAUAAGAGUCAUGAGAAGAGCAGGUCAAAUUUCCGGAAGAGCUUUUAAUCAAGCGUAUGCCAAAAAAUUUCGCAACGAAAGAACGCUACAGUCUUUUUUGGAUUACAAGUUUGUUGCGGGAGGCUGUGAUAAAUCUGCAUAUAUCCCUGUUGUUGCCGGUGGUUCCAACUCACUUUGUAUCCAUUACACCCGCAAUGACGAUGUUCUGUAUGAUGAUGAAAUGGUGCUCGUCGAUGCAGCUGGUUCGCUGGGAGGUUAUAGUUCUGACAUUUCUAGAACAUGGCCCGUUAGUGGGAAAUUUUCUGCCGCCCAGAGAGAUUUGUACGAAGCUGUCUUAAACGUCCAAAGAAAGUGCAUUAAUCUUUGCGCUGCCUCUAACAUGUAUUCGCUGAAUGACAUUCAUGAGAAAAGCAUUACUUUUCUAAAAGAAGAGCUCAAAAAUAUCGGCCUUCCUUCUUAUCAGAACUUCGACGUUUCAAAGCUAUAUCCCCACUACAUUGGUCAUAACCUGGGACUUGACGUUCACGACGUUCCCCAAAUAUCGCGCUUCUCGCCUCUUCGCGCUGGUCAAGUGAUAACAAUCGAGCCAGGUAUCUACAUUCCUAAUGAUGAGAGAUACCCCGCAUACUUCAGAAACAUGGGGAUUAGAAUUGAAGAUGACAUAGCCAUUGGAACCGACGGACACACGAAUCUCACAGUUGAAGCAGCUAAAGAAGUUAUUGAUAUUGAAAAUAUUGCACAACAUGGGGUCAGUACCAUAAUUGAGGAAGACGAAGUCUCUCCGCUAAAACACAUCGACUAA
Messenger RNA from Lachancea sp. 'fantastica', 1566 nucleotides. The record is from the annotation of a GenBank genome assembly. NCBI's taxonomy places the organism in Eukaryota, Fungi, Ascomycota, Saccharomycetes, Saccharomycetales, Saccharomycetaceae.